Messenger RNA from Brassica oleracea var. oleracea, 1031 nucleotides. RefSeq lists its product as uncharacterized. The annotation marks the transcript as partial. Lineage: Eukaryota; Viridiplantae; Streptophyta; Magnoliopsida; Brassicales; Brassicaceae. The transcript has a single exon. The record is from RefSeq and is a predicted model, not a curated record.
AUGGAUCCGACCUCAGCGGAGUCAACCCGACCCCCAGAUCCCCCAAAUCUCCAGCGAUUCCGUCAGUACACACCCGGCGACCGUUCAACCCCACCUCAGAAUACUCUCUCCAACAGGCUGACAAAGCUGACCUUCCCAGCCUUUGAUGGUACGGAGUUUCGUGACUGGAUCUGUCGUUGCGAGCAGUUCUUCGACAUUGAUAACACAGCCCCCGAGUUGAAAGUCCGACUUGCUGCUAUGCAUAUGAUCGGCAAGGCCCUUCAAUGGCACAGGAACUACUUAGCUGAGCAGUUUGGGAUCUUUCCAUCUUGGACAGACUACAUCAUCGCGCUCUCAGGUAGAUUCAACGGCCUCUUCGACGACCCUCUGGCGGAUCUCGUCGCGUUGAAACAAGGCACUGACUCUGUUCCCGAGUAUCUGGAGAAGUUCGAGAACGCAAGAACCCGACUUUCCUUACCAGAAGCUCAUGCCUUAAGCAUCUUUCUGACAAACAUGAACCCCCACCUGUCACUCCAUGUUCGUCAGUUUGGCCCUACAUCUCUAUCUGAUGCUGCAAGAAUAGCUAGCCUACACGAGUCUUCUUUGGCUGCGACUCCUCAGCGCUCCUACAGGGCUCCCUUCAAUCCUUCUCAACAGCAGAAAAACUAUGGUGCUCCGUACAAACAACAAACACCACUGUUACCUGCUCCUGAGCUACCAAACCAUACCACUAAACCUACUUUCAUCCCCAAGAGCAACACUGAUAGACCUGCUCGCAAGUUCUCUUACCAGGAGAUGCAAGAUCGCAGAGCCAAGGGACUCUGUAUGUUUUGUGAUGAAGCUUUCACACCGGGGCAUCAACUAAAACACAAAAGAUCUCAGAUUUUUGUCAUGGAAUGCGAAGAUGAGGAUGACGAUGAGGACCCCUUGCUCGAGAAUGAGAACAUCACUGAUCUCACUGAUGAGGAAGCUCAAGCUGAGCCCACUCCAGUUAUAUCUGUCAAUGCUCUCAGUGGCUCCACCACAUUUAACUGCAUGAGAGUUAUUGGGAA